UUACUAAAUAUGACAAUGACAUUUCUACUGAUAAAUGUCUCAGUGAAGCUGUUUUGAAUCUACUUAUUUUCAUUAUUUUACAUAAGUAAUUCGUUCUAAUAGUGUGUUUAUUUAUUAAAUAUGUUGUUUAUAGAGUGGCUCGAUAUAAAUCAAUGCAGUUUGUCUAUUUUGGCAUGCAUUUUCCUAACCAUUACAUAUGUUGCCAGCUUGUAUGUAUGGAGGUCUAAAAUGAGCAGGGAUCAUCCGACUACAAUUAAGAAAAGAUUCUUCAGUGUUUCUGUUAUGAUGUUUCUGGCUCCAUUCUUCGUUCAGUAUUUUUUCACUAGAGAGACCUUAAAUAAAGGGGACUUGUUCAUGCAGCUGGGUCUGCGUUGGUCUGGCCUAAUUCCGGCUCUAGUUGGCCCUCUGUUUUUGACAGCCACACUGUUUCUGGGACCACUAACUAUGCAGUUUUUAUCUGGGAUAUGGAAACUCUAUGCAGAGCCGAUGUAUUGGCUAGCUAGCUGGCAGGAUCUUGUAUGGGUGAGGAAUCACUUUAUGGCUCCAUUAAGCGAGGAGUGGGUGUUCAGAGCUUGCAUGGUCCCACUACUGCUGCAAUGUGUCGAGCCGAUGACUGCCGUGUUUGUUGGACCUCUACUAUUUGGCAUUGCUCAUUUCCACCACAUGUAUGAACAAAUAAAAGCUGGUUUCAUAUUCAAGACUGCUCUACUUGUCUCAUCAUUCCAGUUCACAUACACUACACUUUUUGGUGCUUAUUCCGCAUUUCUAUUUCUGAGAACAGGACACUUUGUCUCACCUCUGAUCGCACACAUGUUCUGCAAUCACAUGGGAUUUCCGAACUUCAACGAAAUAUUAGAGUUCCCACCUAUGCAACGGGUUGUGAUUAUAUUCAAUUUUAUACUGGGAUUAAGCUUAUGGUGUUUCCUACUCCUACCAUUGACUAAUCCGGAUAUUUAUGAUAACAGAUUACACUGGGAAACUUGAAUUUAAAGUUACUUCAAAACAAAUGGUAAUAACAUCUCUAGAACUCAACUUCUGAACUAUGUAACACUACAAUGAAUCACACUAAUAUUAUAAAGAUAAAAAUUUGUGACUGUGUGUAUGUUUGUUAGUCUUCACACGCAAAUGGCUGAACGGAUUUUGUUAAAACUUCGCAAUAAUAUAGGCAGGCAUCAGGAUAUCAUAAGUAAUUUUUUUCUGGGUAAAUAUUUUCGUGCCUAGUUGUAUUAUUAUCGAAGUAAAAAAAUGUUAGACUCACAGUCAGUCGGACAUCAAAAAAAUUUAAGUAAAAAUCAGGACUACAAAAUUUCCAAAUGUUGAUAACGCUGUUCAUAAAUAGCAUUUCAUUAUACUCAUACUAUGUCCAUUAUAUUUAGUGGCGCAUGGAAUGCUUGACCAUUAUCCAAAAUAUUUAUAUAUAUACAGUUUUAGUAUAUGAGUAGAUUUUUUGUAUAAUGGUAACGUUAUCUUGUUUCAUUGUUGGGAAAUAAGUACAUACACACUAAGGCCCAAGUUCACCAACAACAUGACGUUAGUUCUAUUUAAACAACUUUACUGUACUUUCAAAGUCGACAAUUUUUGUCAAAAACAACUGUUAAAGAUGUUUUGAGAAAAAUUGUCGAUUACCUAUAUUGUUGGGUUUUAAAUUAGGAUGCGUCCUUAAUUAUUGAUUCCUACGAAUUUGGCGCACUACUAUUUUCGCAUCCACGCAUGCAUUGAGUUUGAAAUUUAAGCCCACCCAAGUAUAACAUACCGAUAUUAAUUACAUUAACUUGAUAUUAAUUCCGUACAUUUAAAGUUACAUUGUUAGUUAUAGGAUACAGUAGUCAGUAGAUUUUUUAAAACAAUUAAUCAUUCUGAAAGUUAUGUUUACGUCAGAAUUUUUGUACCAUCUCUGUUUACUUGAAAACGCCUAAUUCUGGCUUAAACAUUUAUCACACGGAGCUUAUUAAUAAUAUUUAAGGCAAUACCCAUAUCUUAUAGGAUUCUACAUCAUUUUACCUACAUAUACCUAUACAUGUAGCAAAUAAAUAUUCUCAAUGUAACUUAGUAUAAUCUAUUUCUAGAGUUCUCGCAACGAAAGAAGGCAUUGCUUAAGCCGACUACUGAACUUCAGUUUUUAACUGCACAGUUCAGAUGUAUAGUUUUUCUUGCACACGUACUUUGAACUGUUCAGUCAAAACUGAAGGUCAGUAGCCGGCCAUAAGUAAUAACAAGCACAAUUUUCCACCAGACUUGUCUUGAUCUGUGGCAAGGGUGUUGCCAUAACUCAAUAAUAAUAUUUAGAUGGUAAACUCUACAGUAUUGCUAACCAUCGAUUACCUUAUUUAAGGAACUUACCUCUGAAUUCUAAUCACAGUAUACUAUUUAAUAUAUUUAACUACUAUGUCCUAUAUGGGAAUUACUUAUACUAUAUUUAAGUUAGGGAUACGUUAAUGAUAAUUAUUAUGGUUAACUAAGUCUAUGUGUGUCUACAUUUGUUUGAGAUAAUGCGAACAAUUAUAAAGUUACUUAUUGGUACACUCUAGUACCGUUUUGAGUGACUAUGUAGAUAUUAAAGUGGUACUUUAGAAAACAGUACAAUAAUAUCAAUAUAUCACCGAUAUAAAUGGUUGUAUUCAAUCAUUAUAAGAAUCCAAAUACCAUCCUUCUUAAGCAAAUGUAGAUACAUAAUAUACAGUCACACUCAUAUAAAUAAGUAUUUUUUGAAUGCUUGAAUACUUUUUCAGUUGUCGCGCAUCUGUUGUCAAGAUUUGCAGUGUGUUAAUAUUUUUGUUGUGUUUUGUAAUAUUAAGAACUAGUGAGUUGAUUGAUCAACUUUCGAUUAAAUAUUUGUUUAAGUUUUGACCUUUUUAUGCUGUUUUUUUUAUAAUUGUUAGUUUCACCAUCUCUGUCAAAAUUUGAAGUAACAGUGUCGGAUUACUCAUAUAGCAAGUGUUGCAAUUGCUACGGGCUCCGCGUCUAUGAGGGCCCCGUACUUAAUUCUAACUAAAGGGCUCCCAAGUUCUAGUCAACCGAACUGAAAUUUCUUUUUGGCUGUUUUGCGUCUCUUUAGUAGGCCGUCCGAUCGUUAACUAUUUUUGUUAGACAUAUGGGACCCCGCACUUACUUAAUACGGCACUGAAUAAUUAUAUGAAACUUGGUUUUUUAAUUUAUUGAUGUGAUUUAUUUUGAUACUUAAAAAAGCAAAAGAGACUAGUGAAAGGCAUUAUUAUAACUUGUUAGAACAGAUGUGGUGAAAUAAACAUUACAAAAUUGUAUUGUGUGCCAUAUGUUUCAUAAAGAUGUAAAUACGUAAAAAUAAUAAUUUUACAGGGUUUGCAUGCAUGGGACAAAAUAUUGCCUCACUAGUCAAUUGAUGUAUUGUUUUUAAUUUUAAUAUAAUAAUUUGUGAUGUGUCUGUUUGUAAAACAAUGAUAUUACUUGUCAUAAAAUAAACAUACUUAAAGAACA
Molecule: messenger RNA, 3453 nt
Organism: Helicoverpa armigera (cotton bollworm)
Lineage: Eukaryota; Metazoa; Arthropoda; Insecta; Lepidoptera; Noctuidae
Gene: Sras
Product: CAAX prenyl protease 2
Exons: 6
Coding region: 121-984 (287 amino acids)
Biological process (GO): CAAX-box protein processing
Cellular component (GO): endoplasmic reticulum membrane
Molecular function (GO): metalloendopeptidase activity
Source: RefSeq, a predicted model, not a curated record